AUGAGGCUUCAGCGGUUGCUAUUCCUGGUGCUGUGCACUUUGGCAUCAUCUGUCCUUGCUGAAAAGGUACUCGUGACGAACGAGUCACCUCAGUUCUGCACAGGCAUGUACAGUAAACGAGACUGGGAUGGCGAUAUAGAGCCUCACAUCGAAGUGAAUUUACAAUAUUUCAAGUCAGGGGAUGAUAAUGUGCAUUCUUCUCUCUCUGUCGUCAUAUUUGAAUACAGCGAUAUGGAUGCGUUGGGAGUGAAGGUAUCCGAUAUCUUUACGCAUUACGUGUGCUCGGAAGAGCUCGUUGCCAAAGGGUUAUGUGACACUAGUGAGCUGUAUCAGUUCAUCGUCAACAAAAACGUCACUCCCAAGGCCGAAAUAUUGACCAGCUUUCUUACCAGUUAUGGUGAUAACGGCUUGCGGUACAAUAUUCCGAAAACAGGCUACUACUGCGUAGCAUGUUCUUCUCCACUUGAUUUGGGAAAAUCGCAGAACGAAUUCAUAGUUCAGGUAAACUUCCAGAAUUCCUAUGGAAAUUUGCCUGCAGCAGAAAUCCCCAAGCUGAAGUUUUAUGGCCUGCUGGCUGUUCUGUAUGCGGUUAGUCUGUCUGUAUACCUGUUCCAAUUGUUCAUCCACAGAUCCGAGCUUCUCAAGUUACAGAAAUGCCUUGCAGGGGUUUUGGUGUACUUGACACUGGAGAGUACCUUUAAGUGGUUUUUGUUUUCUUUCCUCAAUCACAAUCAAAUGUCCCAAUUACACCCAUCUGCAGAUGAUAUUGUGUUUUACGAGAUUUGGAUAUCUCUUUUGAGCGUGUUCAGAACAUCGUUCGCGCUUUCAUUUUUGGUUCUCAUCUCUGUUGGUUACGACGCUGUGUAUCCUAAGCUGAUCCCAAAAUGCAGGGGAUUUAUGGUUGCUUCGGUUUUGACUUCAUGUUGCUACUUGAUGUACGGCUGUUUUUUUAUUGUGAUCUCUUACUUCAACACCAUAUUCCAGAUACACGCUCCUCCCGAUUCCAACAACAAUUCUGUCGCUGAGGUGAAAUUGUGGGUUAAUGGUAUUGUGUGUGCUUGGAGCGUUAUGUCGUGCCACUACUUGGCUUUUUCAGGUCUUUCAGAAACCAAGAAAGUGUUGGCGAACAGCAAACAGCACACAAAAUUGAAGCUGUACCAAAGGCUUUUCUGGAUAUUGGUUGUAAACAUGUUGCUGCUGAUUACUACCGCCAUUAUCUUGAUGUUUUUGAAGAUCAGCAACUCGUUCACUGAAUUUAGGAGCCUCAGGAGCCUCUUCGACUUCUGCACGUCCUAUCUAUUCUUAAUUGUGUUCACCAGUGUUGUCUUUUUGUUCAGACCCAGCCAUGAAUUAUACCUAUUGAGUCUCAGAGAUGAUAUUCCUGAAUAUGAGGUUUCUGGAGAGCUACAUGCUGUGUCUGGUGGAAACGAUUUUGAAUUUGAUGAUCUAGACAAACUAGAGAGUGCUAAGUUGAUCGGUUCUUCCUGCAGCCAGUGUGGUGAUAUUGCAUCUAAGCUUGAUUCAAGUUGGGAGCCCCACACUAGCGAGCAUGAGAGAAGCUUGCCUCCUCCCAAUUACUGUGAGCAUGAAGAUAAGGAAUCAGUGAAUGGGCACCGAUUUUCUUAG
This is a messenger RNA of Kuraishia capsulata CBS 1993, 1626 nucleotides long. RefSeq lists its product as uncharacterized. Gene Ontology annotation, biological process: retrograde transport, endosome to Golgi. The coding region runs from base 1 to 1626 and encodes 541 amino acids. Lineage: Eukaryota; Fungi; Ascomycota; Pichiomycetes; Pichiales; Pichiaceae. The record is from RefSeq and is a predicted model, not a curated record. The transcript has a single exon. Gene Ontology annotation, cellular component: Golgi apparatus; membrane.